Molecule: messenger RNA, 1960 nt
Organism: Aspergillus wentii DTO 134E9
Lineage: Eukaryota; Fungi; Ascomycota; Eurotiomycetes; Eurotiales; Aspergillaceae
Product: glycoside hydrolase family 43 protein
Exons: 3
Coding region: 4-1566 (520 amino acids)
Biological process (GO): carbohydrate metabolic process
Molecular function (GO): hydrolase activity, hydrolyzing O-glycosyl compounds
Source: RefSeq, a predicted model, not a curated record
AGAAUGUACAACAAUCCCAUCAUCCCCGGCUUCAACCCGGAUCCCUCCAUCAUCCGUGUCCACUCCGACUUCUUCCUCGUCUCCUCCUCCUUUGAAUACUUCGCCGCUGCUCCCAUCUACCACAGUACAGACCUCAUCCAGUGGUCCCUCAUCGGUCAUGCCCUCACUCGAUCCAGCCAGAUCCAAAUCCACACUCCGGAACCAGGCGGUGGUGUUUGGGCUACCACCAUCAGAUACCACCAGGGCGUCUUCUACGUGAUUGCCGCCAGCUUCGAGAGAUAUCGGCCUCAGGACGAUGAUCGUGUCUGGCCGCGGGGUUUUUACGUACAGACAGAAAAUAUCUGGGACUCAACUUCGUGGUCAGAUCCGGUGUUUUUUGACCAAGUUGGGUUUGAUCAGGAUCUGUUCUGGGAUGACGAUGGCACUGUCCAUCUCUCGUCCACCCAUCGUAAGCUCAAUCGCACUGCUGGCAGUCAUCUAAAAGAUUUCGCCAUUCAUAUCUGCACCAUCGAUUUGGAAACUGGGGAUUCGACUUCAGAACCUCGACUUAUCCGGGAAUCUGCCUCUGGAGUAGCAGAGGGCUCGCAUAUCCUCAAACGAGGAAAGUAUUAUUAUCUCUUCACCGCUGAAGGAGGCACCGAGAGUGGCCAUUCCGAAUGGGUCAGUCGUAGUGAGGCCGGCCCAUUUGGCCCAUGGGAACUAGGUCCUCAUAAUCCCCUCUGGCGGAAUGGGACAGAUGACGAGGUGCAGAAUACCGGCCAUGCAGACCUGGUGGAGGACGCUGAUGGCCGAUGGUGGGCUGUUCUCCUUGGAGUCCGACCGACCAGAAAAGAAGGAUACUGGGAAGAGUCUGUCCUGGGCCGUGAAACGUUUCUCGUGCCUGUCGAGUGGGAGAAUGACUGGCCUGUGUUUAAUGGUGGACAGAAGAUUGGUCUGCAGUCUACAGGACCAGAGUUGUAUCCAUUCCAACUGCCUGUGUUCUGGCGAGAUGAUUUCUCAAGUCCGGAUCUGCAGCUGGGAUGGUAUAGAAAGAAUACACCCGUCAAGGUGGAUUAUUCGCUCUCAGAACGUCCCAAUUAUCUGCGUUUAUAUGGCGGUCCAUACAAUCUGUCUACCCCAACCUGUCCAACUCUGUUUCUGCGAAAACAAACCCAUCGCUCAUGCAUCUGGGAAACACGACUCUCCUUCCAUCCUACAUCGGACAAGACUGAAGCAGGGACAGUGGUGUGGUGGAAUUACUUCACGUAUAGCAGUAUUGGGAUCCGUCUUUUUUCGGGGAAACGCAUCAUUCGCUUUCGAUCGGCAGAGGGGAAUGUGGUCGAACAUGAAUUAAACACACAGUCUGAUGUUAUCUUCUUCAUCGAAUGUGGAGAGAAUUAUCGAUUUGGAUUCAAAGAGGCUUCGAAUGAGACACAGUGGGUUGGACAGGUCAGUAACAGAACGAUGACGAAGGCACCACCGGUCGGAGCACCGUUCACAGGUAUGAUGCUGGGACUGUAUGCGUUUGGAGAGCUGCAGAGGUGUUUGGUACCGGCAGAUUUUGAGCAUGCAGAGUUUCAUUCGUAGUCAAGGAAUUGUCUAUAGAUUAUAAUGCUUGACCUUGACUUUGACGUUAUUCAGACCAGGCACAGUCUGCCCAUUAAAGCAAUCCCGCACAAUCUCUACAUUCCUGUCUGUUGUUUCGAAUAAAGCGAGCUCGAAUCGACGGAGAAUCGUUGCCAGUGCCAAAUUCAGCCACGAAUAUGUCAUUCUAGACGGUUAGUAUGAUUACAUCCAUAAGGUGAAAUACUUACGUUGGCCCUAAACAUCCCAGACUCCCUUUGGAAAACGGCACCAGAUACUUUCCUAGUCUUCGUACUUCUUCUGGCGAUCCCAUCCAUCGUUCAGGCAGGAAUUGCAUAGGUUCGUGGUAUAUGUUGGGAUCUCGCAAGAUGAAGUGGUUCGACAUGCCAACGGGGGU